Amblyraja radiata (thorny skate) is the source of this 2981-nucleotide messenger RNA. It is a transcript of the gene creb5b, whose product is annotated as cAMP responsive element binding protein 5b. Bases 319 to 1938 code for a protein of 539 amino acids. The transcript has 13 exons. Lineage: Eukaryota; Metazoa; Chordata; Chondrichthyes; Rajiformes; Rajidae. Gene Ontology annotation, molecular function: DNA-binding transcription factor activity. Gene Ontology annotation, biological process: regulation of DNA-templated transcription. The record is from RefSeq and is a predicted model, not a curated record.
UUCUCUAAAUAGAAUGUAUUGUAAUCUUCUCUCAGUCCAACGUGGUUCCUCACAGACCCGCUUCUUCAAUUGGACUUUCGCUAAGUUAUUGGAAAAUUAGUGAAAGGCACAAGGACGGCAACCUCUCAGAUUGACAUUUAUGAUACCAAUAAUUCCAUGACAGAUGCAUGACUGGAUAAUAAAGUGAAGGAAAUAAAUUAUAUGGAUACCCAUAAAAUUGGUGAACAGUAUAUAUGAACAGCCUUGGAUAAAGAGAAGCACUUAGUGGGACAUUUUGUUUGUCUGCCUUCUGCUCCAUUGGAAUAAAAACGCACUUGCAUGGAUUUGAUGAAUUCAAAGACAGUUAUGAAUUUGGAGCAAGACCGGCCAUUCGUUUGCAGUGCUGCAGGUUGUGCCCAGAGGUUUCCAACGGAGGACCACCUCAUGAUUCACAGCCAUAAACAUGAAAUGACUUUGAAGUUUCCAGCGAUAAAAACAGACAAUAUUUUAUCAGAUCAGACCCCGACCCCUACCCGGUUUCUGAAGAAUUGCGAAGAAGUUGGACUCUUUAACGAACUUGCAUGUUCUUUAGAGCAGGAGUUUAGGAAAGCACAGGAAGAGGAGGACAAUAAAAGGGCUGCGGCAGGGCUGAGUCUUUCCAGUCUAGCUGAGGUACAGAGCAAAGAGGCAUCAAUUACUGACAGCACAGCUCAAAUAUCGACUCUAUCCCGGAUAGUAUCUGGAACUCGACCUGAAAAGAACAUAUCAGUGCAUGGGUCAGUGCAAGGGGCAAUGCCAGGUCAAGCAGCCCAUCAGCUUACUCCCACUCGGAUGCCAAACCAUGACAACGGAAUUGUAAAUCAGCAAGCCAUGCCUUCACCAACUUCCAAUUCAGUGAUCACCCAAGCACCUUCCACCAACAGGCAAAUAGGGCCUGUUCCAGGAUCUCUAUCUUCCCUACUCCAUCUACAAAACAGACAAAGGCAGCCCAUGCCAGGGUCGAUGCCUGGCAACCUUCCAAAUUCCACCAUGCCUGGAUCUUCUGCAGUACUGAUGCCUAUGGACAGACAAUUAUCCAUGAGUUCUAAUAUCAUGGGAAUGCCUGGACCUCCUCAAGUUCACCAAAUGCACUCCGAGGCCAAAAUGAGACUUAAAGCAGCACUGAAUCAUCACCCGACCGCUUUGUCGAACGGAAACAUGAAUAUGAUGGGUCAAGUAAUGGAGAUGAUGACAUCUAGACAGGACCAGGCACCACAGCCACAUCAUCCCAUGCACUCGCACGCACACCAGCCUGUACCACAACACCCCUUCACACAUCAGCAUCAACCACAUCCACAUCAGCACCAUCCUCACCACCACCACCAGCAAAACCAUUCCCAUCCCCAUCCAAGCCUACACGCACACAACCCACAGCACCACAACCUUCCACUUCAGUCUCUGCCCACGGGAGCACAAAAUCAGGUCUCACCUGGGUCACAGCAGAUACAGUCUCCUCAAUCAGGACACCCAAAUCCAAGUAGCGGGGGCCGCAGGAGAAGAGUGGUCGAUGAAGACCCCGAUGAAAGACGGAGGAAGUUUCUCGAAAGGAAUCGCGCAGCUGCAACCCGUUGCAGGCAGAAGAGGAAAGUGUGGGUGCUGUCACUGGAAAAGAAAGCAGAGGAACUUACGCAAACAAACAUGCAACUUCAGAAUGAGGUCUCCCUCCUGAAGAACGAAGUGGCACAGCUGAAACAACUGCUAUUGACGCAUAAAGACUGUCCAAUUACAAUGCAGAAAGAAUCACAAGGCUACUUGAGUCCUGAGAACAGUCCACCUGGAAGUCCUAUCCCCGUUUGCUCUCAACAACAAGUCAUCCAGCACAAUUCAAUUAGCACUUCAACUGCCACCAGUGAGGUUGUAGGCAGCUCCACCCUCACCCAGCUUGGGAAUCAAAGAACAGAUCGGAACCCUAUUCUCUAAGUGCUGCCUUCUAUCACGAGUGCAUUGGCAGGAAAUACAAAAAAAUGACACUUUGUCAGGACUUUUGAAAGAACAACAUAAUUCUGGAAUUAAAUACACUUUAGGGGAAAAAAAGACUUUUGCUAUUCAUUUUAAUAGUUAUCAAAAUGCUAUUUUUUUUUAACUUUAGUUAUGAAAAAGGGAAAUAUGCAAUUAAAAAUGCUGAUAGCUUGGGAAUGCAUUAAUGCUUUCUCAUAACUUGCUGGUACCAAUUUGAAGAUUCUGCUAAGAAUUUUUGAACUUUCUGAGUUUUAUUACCAUGUAUAUAGUCUCCACUUAUUAUCAGCAGCAAGAUCUAGGUAUCUAACCAAUCUGCAAAUUAACAACUGGACUAAGGUAUCUAACAGCAAUGCCAUCUCUGAAAAGAAGCCUCCAGUCUAAGCUAUAGAUACAGCCCAUAAUGCAGCUUCUCUUUCUUAAAAUUGUUCAUUUGCACUGAAAAUCAAAUGUUAUGAAUUGAUAUUGAGUAGAUAAUUGAGUCAUUAAUUGAGUCAGCAGAAUAUAUUGAAGAAUGCAUUUCAGUAUUAGAAAUAUGAUGUCACUUCGUCUUCCUUUUUUAGCAAUAUGAUCAAUUUAACAUAAGCUGUAAUUUUCAUGUCUGCACAUCUUAAGAAUCUGUUUUGCAUUCAUCACUUUCUUCAUUUACAGGAGCAAUUUUGCUAUCUACUGCAGCAUCAUCUCUAAGAUAAGAAUGAUCUACUGAGCUUAACCUUAUGCAGUUACAUCCCAUUGACAAUGCAAUAACAGUGGUCAUCAUUCAUGCAAGGUGCAACAGUUCAAUUUGCGCAAAAACAGUUUACAUGAGUAAAGUCCCAUGUAUAAAAUUUUAAUAAACAUCGUGAUCAAAUCAGGAGGAAGUAUAGCCAUAGACACGAAGCAUAUUUGAUGUUUUUAUAAACUUAAGAACAGCGUAUGAAAUCAAUUGGUUAUAAUCCAUAUUAAGCCGAUGACAUCCCCAUUUACUUGAAGCAUCAAAUGGAAAGAGUAGUAAUGUUCCCAAAAAA